Erythranthe guttata (spotted monkey flower) is the source of this 1724-nucleotide messenger RNA. Its product is annotated as protein DETOXIFICATION 35. Gene Ontology annotation, cellular component: membrane. Gene Ontology annotation, biological process: xenobiotic detoxification by transmembrane export across the plasma membrane. NCBI's taxonomy places the organism in Eukaryota, Viridiplantae, Streptophyta, Magnoliopsida, Lamiales, Phrymaceae. Gene Ontology annotation, molecular function: antiporter activity; xenobiotic transmembrane transporter activity. The record is from RefSeq and is a predicted model, not a curated record.
UAGUAAAACAAAAAUGUAAAUAAUGUGCGUGCUCUGACUUCAAUGGACAUUAAUAUAUGCAAAUUGCAAUCAUGACCUCGGCUACUGCGACUUUCACGUUGAGCCCCUCCAUAUAUCACCCCCACCACCGCCGCAGCCAUGGAGGCGCCGCUGCUCGAGUCGACUUCCGGCGAUCUCCAGCUGUUCGGGGAUAACGGAGACUACCUGCCGGUGAAGGGGCUGAAGGCCUGGUGGAGAGUUGUCUGCGUAGAAUCAGGGAAGCUAUGGAGAAUCGGCGGCCCGAUAGCGUUUCAGAUCGUCUGUCAGUACUCAACCGCCUCCGUCACCACCGUGUUCGUCGGCCAUCUCGGAGAUGUUGAACUCGCCGCCUUUUCUAUUGCACUCUCUGUUGUCUGCACCUUCUCCUUCGGUUUCAUGCUUGGAAUGGGAAGUGCCCUAGAAACACUCUGCGGUCAAGCAUUCGGCGCAGGUCAAGUCCACAUGCUCGGCAUUUACAUGCAACGAUCAAUUAUAAUACUUCUAUCGACCUGCAUACUCGUUUCACCACUCUAUAUAUUCGCCACCCCAAUCCUCAAAUUACUCGGUCAACGGGAUGAAAUAGCCGACUCUGCAGGAGUUUACACACUCAUGGUUCUCCCUCAAUUGUGUUCUCUAGCUAUUGCUUUUCCCACCCAAAAAUUCCUCCAAGCCCAGAGCAAAGUUUCCGUUCUUGCUUGGAUCGCAGUAUUUACUUUGGCUUCAUUAACUUUCAUGUGUUGGCUGUUUGUUUGCGUGUUCGGAUGGGGUGCAGCUGGUGCAGCACUAGCCUUUGAUCUGGCGAGUUGGGGCUCUGCGAUUGGUCAAUCCGUGUACGUGAUUGGUUGGUGCAAGGAUGGUUGGAAAGGGUUCACGUGGGCCGCAUUUCGGGAGAUUUGGGCCUUUGUGAGGCUGUCGUUUGCAUCUGCCGUUAUGUUAUGUUUGGAGAUUUGGUAUAUGAUGAGUAUUAUUAUCCUCACUGGCCAUCUUGAUAAUGCCGUCACUGCCGUUGGUUCCCUUUCUAUAUGCAUGAACGUUGACAACUGGGAAGCCAUGGUGUUCAUGGGAGUCAAUGCUGCUAUCAGUGUUCGUGUCUCGAACGAGCUUGGCAUGGGACAUCCGAGAGCAGCCAGAUAUUCGGUUUACGUUAUUCUUUCCCAGUCCGUAAUGAUUGGGAUUAUUUGCAUGAUUGUCGUACUUGCUACUAGAAACCACAUUUCCGUCAUUUUUACUGAUAGUGAAGAUAUGCGAAGGGGAGUUUCCCGCCUUUCCGGACUUCUUGGAAUUACAAUGCUUCUCAACAGUGUUCAGCCAGUCAUAUCAGGUGUGGCCAUAGGAGGCGGAUGGCAAGCGCUCGUAGCGUACAUCAACUUAGCAUGUUACUAUGCUUUUGGUCUGCCUUUGGGAUAUCUUCUUGGUUACGUGGCUAAUCUCGGAGUCGUGGGACUGUGGGGAGGAAUGAUAGCUGGAGUGGGAUUGCAGACACUGCUGCUAAUUGUGGUACUUUACAAAACCAACUGGAACAAGGAGGUUGAGCAAACAACAGAGCGCAUGAUGAAGUGGGGUGGUCAACUGCUCUGAUACCAUGUUAAGAUUUACAAUCAUGGAAUUUGGGGAACCGCCAUUAACGGCUUAGAGAGGAUGAAGAAGAACAGAUAUUUUAUUCUGAUUGUGGAGAAAAGUUUUACAAGUGAAUUGAAUACACGUCA